Molecule: messenger RNA, 2697 nt
Organism: Tympanuchus pallidicinctus (lesser prairie-chicken)
Lineage: Eukaryota; Metazoa; Chordata; Aves; Galliformes; Phasianidae
Gene: ARHGAP27
Product: Rho GTPase activating protein 27
Exons: 15
Coding region: 69-2213 (714 amino acids)
Biological process (GO): regulation of GTPase activity; signal transduction
Cellular component (GO): cytoplasm
Molecular function (GO): protein binding
Source: RefSeq, a predicted model, not a curated record
AUAGGUUGGGCCACGGGGCCCCAACGCGGGGCGAGCCGGGACGGGGCGCUGUGCCCUAUAGGGCCGCCAUGGAGGCGGAGGAGGUCUACGUCUUGGUGGAAUACGGCUUUGAGUACCGCACCAAGGACGGCACCGUGGUCUCCAUCCACCCCAAUGAGCGCUACGUGCUUUUGGGGCGCACCAACGAGCACUGGUGGCACGUCCGGAGGAGCGGCGAUGCGCGGCCCUUCUACGUCCCCGCUCAGUACGUCAAGGAGCUGCCCCCCAUGGCCGCCCCGCAGCCGCUGUACCCCGACGAGGUGGGAUCCUAUGGGUUCCCCACGUUACGAGUGGAGCCCAGCCCCGGCGAGAGCUCCAGGAGACAGCGGGAGGUGCAGGAGCGCCGAGAACCAGAGGAGCCCUCAGCCCACAUCUACCUCAACCUGCAGGAGCUGCAGCUGGAAGCCGCCUCAUGCGGCCCGGCCCCGCUGCCCCCCUGCCCGCCCCACAGCGCCGACUGGGAGACCCACCGCGACUCGGAGUCGGGACUUUUGUUUUAUUACAACCCCAGCACCGGGGAGACGACGUGGGAGCGGCCCUUGGAGCUGGACGUCGAUGCCGUGAGUCCCGGCGCCUCCCCCCCCAUGUGGGGACACCAGGAGGAGCCGAGCAGGCCGGCGCUGUGCUGUGAUUCGGCGACUGGAGAGGGGCUGUGGGACCCACAGAGCGUGGGAGAUGGGCACUGGGAUGCGGAGAUGGGAACGGCGCCCUACAGCCCCAUGGAGCACAGGCCGCCCACCCCCGAGGCCGAUUACCCCGAGCUGUCUGCAGACGAGCUGGAGCCCUGCCCCGAGGAGGACGGCUCGCCCCCGGGCUCCUUCCGGUGGGGGGCGGCUCCCUGCCCGCCCCCCCGGUGGCACCAGGAGCUGGCGGGGUCCCCACGGUGGGACGGAGCCCCUGGGGAGCGGGAGCCACGCGGCACCGAGACGGUCCUGGCAGGUGGCCUCCACCAGCGGGCCAGCAGCAGCUCCAGCCAGGACAGCGGGUUGCUCGCAUGGCCAGCUGGCAACCCGGCAUCACCAGGGCUCCGCGAGGAGAAGCUCAAAAGCCUUGACAAGGCCGGGGUGCUCAACAGGACCAAGACGAUGGACAGAGGGAAGCGGAUACGGAAAAACUGGAGCUCCUCCUGGACGGUGCUGGAGGGCGGAAUCCUGACCUUCUUCAAGGACUCCAAGCACUCGGCUGCGGGUGCCCUGCGGCACCCCACCACCCUGACCACCCCGGAGCACACGGUGGAGCUGCGUGGAGCCGCCAUCGCCUGGGCCAGCAAGGAGAAAUCCAGCAAGAAGCACGUGCUGGAGCUGAGGACGCGGGAGGGCUCCGAGUUCCUCAUCCAGCACGACUCGGAGCAGAUCGUCACCACGUGGCACCGGGCCAUCGCCGACAGCAUCGUGCUGAUGGGCUCCGAUGUCCCCACCGAGGAGGACGCCGAGAGCGGGACGGAGUUCGGCUCGCGGGAGAAGCUGGGCGCACCCAGCCCAGGCGACAGCGAUUCCAGCAAAGUGCGCAACAAGCUCCGCAAAUUCCUCCAGCGGCGGCCGACGCUGCAGUCCCUGCGUGAGCGUGGCUACAUCAAAGAUCAGGUUUUUGGGUGCUCGCUGCAAGCGCUGUGUGAGCGGGAGCACGGCACGGUGCCACGGUUUGUCCAGCAGUGCAUCCAGAGCGUGGAGAGGAGAGGGCUGGACAUCGACGGGCUCUACCGGGUCAGCGGCAACCUGGCCACCAUCCAGAAGCUGCGCUACAAAGUGGACCACGAGGAGCACCUGGACCUGGACGACGGGCGCUGGGAAGACGUCCACGUCAUCACCGGUGCCCUCAAGCUGUUCUUCCGCGAGCUGCCGGAGCCGCUCGUCCCCUUUGGGCACUUUGACAAGUUCAUCGCCGCCAUCAAGAUGCAGGACCCGGUGCUGAAGGGACGCUGCAUCCGUGACCUCGUGCGCUCGCUGCCGCCCGCCAACCACGACACCAUGGAGGUCCUCUUUGGGCACCUCUGCAGGGUGGUCGAGUUCAAGGAGGAGAACCGCAUGUCGGUGCAGAGCGUCGCCAUCGUCUUCGGCCCAACGCUGCUGCGGGCGCCGAGCGAGGAGGGCAGCAUGGCUGUGCACAUGGUGUUCCAGAACCAGGUGGUGGAGCUCAUCCUCAACCAGUACGGACACAUCUUCCCUGACGGGUAGCGCGUGACAUGGGGACAACACAGGGACACCGCGAGGACACCGUGGGGACACCGCGAGGACAGCAUGGGGACACAAUGAAGACACCACGGAGACAUCAUGAGGACAUGGUGGGGACAUGAUGGGGACACCACAAGAACAUCAUGAGGACACCAUGGGGACAUGAUGAAGACACCAUGAGGACACCAUGCGGACAUCAUGAGGACAUCAUGGGGACACCAUGUGACACCAUGUGACACCAUGAGGACACCGUGGGGGACGCCAUGGGGACACCGAAGGGACACCACGGAGACACCAUGGGGACACCAUGGGGACACCAUUGGGACUCAGGGGCAUCAGACUGUGGGUGACAGCACCUGAAGGUGGCACAAGGGAUGGGGACACCGCUGGGGACGGUGACAUGGACCCUGUGGGGAGGGGACACCCAGGACGGGGUGUGGAGAUGCGUGGCCGGGAGCGGUGCUCCUCAAUAAAGAGAUUGUAAGGA